Antechinus flavipes (yellow-footed antechinus) is the source of this 1278-nucleotide messenger RNA. RefSeq names its product inorganic pyrophosphatase 1 (gene PPA1). Lineage: Eukaryota; Metazoa; Chordata; Mammalia; Dasyuromorphia; Dasyuridae. Gene Ontology annotation, molecular function: magnesium ion binding; inorganic diphosphate phosphatase activity. Bases 139 to 1008 code for a protein of 289 amino acids. The record is from RefSeq and is a predicted model, not a curated record. Gene Ontology annotation, biological process: phosphate-containing compound metabolic process. The transcript has 11 exons. Gene Ontology annotation, cellular component: cytoplasm; extracellular exosome.
AGUCGCGGCCUCCAGCGCUUUAGCCUCUCUCUUCUCAGUGCGCACGCGCUGCCGGCAGUCACCCUUGCCGGGUCGUAGGGAGCGUGCGGAGGCAGCUGCGGGGUGUCGAGUGGUGGUGGUAGCCUGGCGAGCGGCGCCAUGAGCGGCUACAGCAUCGAGGAGCGUGCGGCGCCCUACAGCCUCGAGUACCGGCUCUUCCUUAAAAACUCAAAUGGAGAAUAUAUCUCGCCAUUUCAUGACAUUCCGAUGUAUGCAGACAAGAAUGUGUUCCACAUGGUGGUGGAAGUACCUCGAUGGACAAAUGCAAAGAUGGAGAUCGCAACAAAGGAUCCUUUAAACCCCAUUAAACAAGAUGUCAAAAAGGGAAAGCUCCGCUAUAUUGCCAAUGUGUUCCCUCACAAAGGCUACAUCUGGAACUACGGUGCCAUCCCUCAGACUUGGGAAGAUCCGGGGCAUAAAGACCAGCACACCGGCUGUUGUGGAGACAACGACCCCAUCGAUAUCUGCGAGAUUGGAAGCAAGAUCUGCUCCAGGGGAGAAGUCAUCAAAGUGAAGGUGCUGGGCAUACUGGCCAUGAUUGACGAAGGAGAGACCGACUGGAAGGUCAUCGCCAUCAACGUGGAUGACCCCGACGCCGCCAGCUACAACAAUAUUGAUGAUGUCAGAAAGCUGAAACCUGGUUAUCUGGAAGCAACCGUGGAAUGGUUCAGAAAGUACAAGGUGCCUGACGGGAAACCAGAGAAUUCAUUUGCUUUCAAUUCAGAAUUUAAAGAUAAGGACUUUGCUGUGGACAUCAUUAAAAGCACUCAUGAUCACUGGAAGGCCUUGGUGGAGAAGAAAACAGAUGGAGGAGGAAUCAACUGCAUGAACCUCACCGUAGAGAACAGCCCCUUCAAGUGCAGUGUGGAAUCUGCCAAAGCCAUUGUAGACACCAUGCCGCCACCUUGCGAGUCAGCCUGCGUCAUCCCCACAGAUGUGGACAAGUGGUUUUAUUACCAGAACAACUAACGGCCCGAGGAGGCCCAGCCAGCGCCACUGCCUUCCCUCGGUCCGGACAGCCUAGAUUCCGUCGUAGCUUUGUGGCGGCGAGCUCUGAGGAGGCAGCUCGACGCCCAUGUUCAUAGUUGUGUGCACUCGGCCCUCCCGCUCCCUGCCUGCGCGCCGCCGUCCCCGGGGUUGGGCUGAAGAGAAUUAAGCCGGUUGUGGAGGGAGAAGCAAGCAUGCUUUGCAUGUCUGUGUUUACCAUGUUAGAGAAUAAAAUUAUUUUGCUGAAGCUCA